UUCAAAAACCAAACUACAUUUCUAAAGCUCCUAUGCACACUUCACUUUCCUUGUGGAAAUGUCGUCUGCUACAAAUCAAGCAGAAAACACAACAAAACUUACAGGUUAGAAUUGCUUAUUUGCUGAUGAUAAGUGUGACUCUGUAACAGUUUGGUGUUAUGAGACAAUUUGAUGAAAAUCAUUAAUCUGUUGAUUACAUAUGCACUUUUAUAUUAAACUAUUAUUUGAUGUGAGCCUUGUAUUUAAUGCAUUAUAUGUUUUAGAUGAAUUGGUCGACGGCAAGCCACUUCUCAGAUUGACAGGCACUGAUUUGAGGUUUAUGAAUAUUAAAACCGGACCAGCAUACAAGAUUUUGGAAAUAAUUGAAGAUUCUUCCGCUAUGGUGGAGUGUAUUGUUCAAGAAGAUGGGUCUAUUAUUGCAAGUGAAUCAAACAAUUGUACUGAUGAUGAAGUGUCUCAAGAGAUCAUGCAGAAACCGAGCUGUUCAACGGAUUCUCCUCAAGCAUCAGUUUCAAAGUUGAUAAAGGUAUUUUUUUAACCUCAUUUAUGAAUAUGUACACCUAAAGGGCUUGGAUAAUAAUAACUUUGAAUAUAUAGAAAGAAAGUGAGUCCACGUCGAUAAAACUUUAUAAUGUUCGAUCAUGGAUCAAGGAAUUGGACAAAGAGAAUAAGUCAAAGAAAAGUUUGGUAAAAAUCUUAGAUUCAGGUAUUGUGAAAGAUGUGGAUCGCCAAGCUCUUGUCAGAAAUGUUAUGUCUCACCUAAAACUAGAAUGUGGAGAUGCUUAUCCGCCUAAAGAGAUGAAAACUAAAGUAGCAAAAUCGAUAAUCAUUUCUUUCCCAAAGCUAAAAUCUACUACUGGUUGUGGUUAUGAACAUUUUUACAAUGAAAAGUUGUCUUCUAGUUUUCUUGAGUGGAGGUUAAAAACCAUGAGAAAGACAUUAAAAAGUUCUGAGAAGAAAAGGACAAGAGGUAAGAAGAGAUCUCUGACAGAUAGUUCAAAUGUACAAGUUGAAUUGAGUUUAGAAGAGUAUGAAUCAAAAGUUUCGGAGUUGCAGUUCAAAAUGCCUAAUGACACGAACAAGUUUUCAAUACUACAGUUAAUGGACGAAACCAGAUCUAAUAGGCAGCAAUGGAUAAAAGAUCCUGAAAACCAUGUAACGCUACAUGACAUUUUGAAUAAGUUUCCACGAUUUACUGACUUUAAAGGAGAAUUGAUACUUAGAGAAUUUCAAUAUCAGAUCACUGACAAAGACACUUUCUUGGGAAGGUUCCCAUCGUACUAUGGUCCAUGGAUUCUGAAGUACUGCAAAGUUACAAAGCCACAGCUUUUAGAUCAAGUACGAUACAUAGCAGACUCAAACAUAAAAGCCCUUCUAAUACUGCCAAAUGUCUUGCCGAGUCCAAAUUAUAUGAGAAGAAAGACCAAUGAUUCAACAAAAAUCAAAGGACAAAAAAAGUAAAACUUGAAGCAGACUUUGCAACUAAGACCAUCUCUAAUGGAAAUCUUUUGCGAAUUGUAAAGACACCUGUGAAAGAAUGGGAGAUUUUUUUAUCAAAGUAGAUAAUUACAAAAUAGCAGUAGGCUCCAACAUAAUGAUUGCAUUUGAUAUUCUUGUGAAGAUGCACUACGUGUUUGAUCUCCAGUUUUCACCUGACCUUGAAAUCUUUUAUAACUUUAUAGUGUCUAAAGUUAUGGGUUUAGACACCACAGCAAGAUCUUGUUGCGAUGCUUUUGACACUACUCUACUUCAUUUAGGAGAACAGACCCUCGAUGAUGAUGUCAAUCAAAGUGCAUCCGAACAGGAUGAAGAUGAAGACUUGUAAUUUAACUCAAAGAUUAUAAUGUGAAAAGUCGACUAAUCAGGUUCCAAAGAUUAUAAUUAUUCUUUAAUUAUUAAGUAAAA
Nasonia vitripennis (jewel wasp) is the source of this 1905-nucleotide messenger RNA. RefSeq lists its product as uncharacterized. The record is from RefSeq and is a predicted model, not a curated record. NCBI's taxonomy places the organism in Eukaryota, Metazoa, Arthropoda, Insecta, Hymenoptera, Pteromalidae. Bases 751 to 1461 code for a protein of 236 amino acids. The transcript is spliced from 9 exons.